This is a messenger RNA of Manacus vitellinus (golden-collared manakin), 1761 nucleotides long. RefSeq names its product cell division cycle 6 (gene CDC6). Gene Ontology annotation, molecular function: ATP hydrolysis activity; DNA replication origin binding. The transcript is spliced from 11 exons. Gene Ontology annotation, cellular component: nucleus. Lineage: Eukaryota; Metazoa; Chordata; Aves; Passeriformes; Pipridae. Gene Ontology annotation, biological process: DNA replication initiation; cell division; mitotic DNA replication checkpoint signaling. The record is from RefSeq and is a predicted model, not a curated record. Bases 1 to 1494 code for a protein of 497 amino acids.
AUGUCUCGGAUGCGCUCGCUGAUUGGCUGCUCUGUUGCGAUCCGUCCUCCGGACGCGGCGAUUGGCGGUGACGAGAACCUCUGCAACGUCCCCCAGGCCCUGCCCGGCUCCCCGGCCAAGCGCAGCAAGGAGAACCGGGGCCGGCGGCUGCUCUUCGGGGAGACCCCGGCCUCCCCCGAGCAGCCCAAAAGCCCGGGGCCGACCCCGAGGAGUGGGGGGCCAGAGACCCCCCGGAGCUCGAGGGUCAAUGGGCAGAACCCUCGGACCAGGCUCUUCCGGCAGGAAGGUACCUGCUACCAGCAGGCCAAGCAAGUGCUGCAUGUGGCCGUGCCCGACCGGCUGCAGGGCCGGGAACGGGAGACUGGGAUCCUGCGGCAGUUCCUGCGGGAGCACGUCCGGGGCCACCGACCCGGCAGCCUCUACGUGUCUGGAGCCCCUGGGACCGGGAAAACGGCCUGUCUGAGCCGUGUUCUGCUUGACUGCAAGGAUGAGCUGUCCGGGAGCAGGACCGUGGUGCUGAACUGCAUGGCCCUGGGCAGCCCCCACAGUGUCUUCCCUGCCCUGGCACAGCACCUGGGGCUGCCCAUGGCCACUGGCCGGGAGCAAAUCCGGAGCCUGGAAAAGCAUCUGACGGCCCAGGGGCCCAUGGUGCUCCUGGUGCUGGAUGAGCUGGACCAGCUGGAGAGCAAAGGCCAGGAUGUGCUCUACACCCUCUUCGAGUGGACCCGGCUGCCCAGCUCCAGGCUCGUCCUCGUGGGGUUGGCCAACGCCCUGGACCUGACGGAUCGAAGCCUGGCAAGGCUGGGAGCCCACCCGGCCAGCAGCCCCCGCCUGCUACACUUCCCACCCUACAGCAAGGAGCAGCUCACCCGCAUCCUGCAGGAGCGGCUGGGGCAGGUGGCCGGUGACCCCGUCCUGGACGCGGCCGCGCUUCAGUUCUGCGCCCGCAAGGUCUCCGCGGUCUCUGGUGAUGCUCGCAAGGCCCUGGAUGUCUGCAGACGUGCCGUGGAGGUGGUGGAGCUGGAGGUGCGAGGCCAGACCCUGCUCAAGCCACUGCCCGGGGGUGACUCCCCGGUGUCCCCCGUCCCCAAGCGCGUGGGGCUCCUGCACAUCUCCCGGGUGCUCUCAGAGGUGUUUGGGGACCGGCUGGCAGGGGGGCCCCAGGGGGCCCAGGACACCUUCCCACUGCAGCAGAAGGUGCUGCUCUGCUCCCUGCUCCUGCUCUCCCGGCACCUGCGCGCCCGUGAGGUCACCCUGGGCAAGCUCCACGACACCUACAGCCAGGUGUGCCGGAGGCAGCAGCUCCCCGCCGUCGACCAGGCCGAGUGUCUGUCCCUUGUCACCCUGCUGGAGUCCCGCGGUGUCCUCGAGCUCAAGAGGGCCAAGGAGGCCCGGCUGGCCAAGGUCUCCCUGAAGCUGGAGGAGGCGGCGCUGGAGCACAGGCUGCAGGACACAGCGCUGGUGGGCAGCAUCCUGGCCCAGGGGCUGCACUAGCCCCCUCCCCAUGGCCCCGGGGGGAUUUCAGUGCUGUGGCUGGAACAGAGAAAUGGCUCCCAAAGCCUUGGACACUUGUCAAGUUGUGCCUUGGGGCCCUCAGUCUGGGGUUCUUUUAUUAAUAUUUUUAAUAUAUUAAUAUUAUUAAUGGUAUAUUAUGAUAUCUGUGGGAGCCAAGGUAGGAGGCUGGAAGACCCUCUCCCAGCACCUUUGCAGCCCCCCCAACCCCUUUGCAGCUGGGAGUGGUGGGUGCUGGUGCUCCUGGCC